This is a messenger RNA of Dreissena polymorpha, 8411 nucleotides long. RefSeq names its product zinc finger protein 436-like. The record is from RefSeq and is a predicted model, not a curated record. Bases 608 to 2419 code for a protein of 603 amino acids. Gene Ontology annotation, cellular component: cytoplasm; nucleus. Gene Ontology annotation, biological process: cell fate commitment; regulation of transcription by RNA polymerase II. Gene Ontology annotation, molecular function: histone deacetylase binding; DNA-binding transcription activator activity, RNA polymerase II-specific; RNA polymerase II cis-regulatory region sequence-specific DNA binding. The transcript is spliced from 5 exons. NCBI's taxonomy places the organism in Eukaryota, Metazoa, Mollusca, Bivalvia, Myida, Dreissenidae.
AUUCUAAAACAACAACAACAACUACAACAACAACCGUAUCCUUUUCAUACUUGUUUACUAACUUUUGAAGUUGUUUUGAGACAAAAAAGAUUUGGGAUUUUCGAAUCGAUACGAGGCCGUUUUUAGAUGGGCGCUUUAGCGACCGUCUAAUGUGCUUGAUGUAAAAUUCAGGUCGAUACGGCCUGGGUAUGAUUAGCCCAAUUCCCGCUUACACUACGCGCGAAGAAAGAGUUGUAUAAUUUAUGCAAGAGGUUUGAGUUCUCCAAUUAUGUUUAUUAACAAAUGGAAACAUUAUAUUAAUAUCGUGUUAAAUGCAAUAGUUUCGAAUGGUGUUUUAUAGAAAAGAAUAAAGAAAAACAAUGAUCGUAUUGCACGUGUCGCGGAGGAGAUUGUUUAUGAAUGAUUAAAAUAGUCCACUUUCUACUGCGUCUGCGUGACGUAGUAUUUUCGCUCAUCUCAUUCACAAAUCUGAGGCUGGCGAUAAACAAAGGGGAGUCCGGAUUACCAACAUAAAAUUUGAAGAAACACUCACCUUAACACCAUCCGGCUCAUACAUAACAUCAUAUAAUAUUUAACUCUAACAUCUGAGCACAACCAACAUUCCAAGAUGGCAACACCCGACAUGGACGUCAUCAAAGAGGUGCCAGGCUAUCGCAUUAUACUGAAGGCCGUUCUAAAGUCUCAGAUUCAGCAACUGAUUGAACAACUUGCAAGUGCCACCAACGAGGAGUCGAUCAUCCUUACAGCCAGUGUGGCUGAUGGAACCCUGAGUCAUCUCGGCUCAGACUCUGCCAAAGGCUUCCUGGAAGAUCAUGAAGACGUCAAGUCCCAGUUCCUCGGCUACUGCUUAAAAAGCCACCACAAGAGGAAGCAAGAGCAAGAACAAAGGGAUAGGGAGGAGGAAAUGAGGAAGGCACAAGAGGCUGCAGCGGCUUCCUUAGCAUUGCAGCAACAGCAAGCUCAAUCCAUUCAGUCCAUGGGUAACAUGCCGGGCUCCAUGGGAUACAUGCCUCCGCGGGGACCAAUGCCUCGCUUCCAGGCCACAGCACGAUCACCGCGGCAACAGUUUCGGUCUCCAGGGGGAGGGUUGCGACAUCAGCCAUAUCCAGUGACCCGCCCCAUCCAAGCAGCAGCCUCUCCAGUCAGAUCUCCAAUGAAGUCACCCGCCAAGCUUGAUGGCCAAACGAUCAAGUUAGAGCCGGACGACGAAACCUCAAACCAAAGUGCAACUAGUCAGCCAUCUUCACCAUCAUCUCAUCAGAACAUGAAAUCUGAACCGGGAGCUGACGACGCAAACUCAGAAUCAUCCUCAUCACACAACGAGCAGAAUCAAGAAGGACUUUGCUUAGGAGCAGACUUGUCUAAUUCAGUGUCAGGUGAUAACAUUGAACAUGAUCCGGACGUCAGUGUUAAACUGGAAGCAAUAUCUGAUGCUGAAAUGGACUUAGAAAUCACUGGUGUAGAGCCUGGGAGACCUAUGCAACCCCAGGAUUGGGGCGCUAAUGCCAGUGGAAUGAACUUUGACCCAACUGGUGCUACUGGUUCCCAGGCAGACAUGACGGGGCAGCAGGGAUACAAAAGGCCUGUCUGCCAUCAUUGCCAGAAGACAUUCAACACGAAUUCUGAUCUGGAUUGCCAUAUUUUAAUACACACAGGGGAAAGGCCGUUCGAAUGCAGUGCUUGUCAAAAACAAUUUAAUUGGAAAGGUCACCUUCAUGUUCACAUGUUUUUGCACACGAGGGAAAAGCCAUUUGAAUGCAGUGUUUGUCAUAAAAGAUUUAAUCGGAAAAGUAUUCUUAAGGAUCACAUGUUGGUCCACACCGGGAAAAAGCCAUUCAAAUGCAGUGUCUGUCUUGAACGAUUUAAUCAGAAAAGUAUUCUUGUGCGUCACAUAUUGGUCCACACAGCGGAAAAGCCGUUUGAAUGCAGUAUUAAUUUUGUGAUAAACGAUUUAAUCGGAAAGGUCAUCUUAAGGAUCACAAGUUGGUUCGCACAGGGGAUAAGCCGUUUGAAUGCAGUGUUUGUCACAAACGAUUUAAUCUUAAAAGUCAUCUUAAGCGUCACACAGCGUCGGUCUACAAAGAAGGGCGUCGUUUGUCAAAGACAAUCAGCAAGGAAGAGUUUCUUUAAAGCUCAAUGUUUAGUCCACUUGAGUGCCUAUUGUUUGUGGAACACCUGUGGGGGACAGAUACAGAAUGUGACACAUGUAGUUAUUUUUAUGCCCCCCUUCGAAGAAGAGGGGGUAUAUUGCUUUGCUCAUGUCGGUCUGUCGGUCGGUCCGUCCACCAGGUGGUUUUCAGACGAUAACUCAAGAAAGCUUGGGCCUAGGAUCAUGAAACUUCAUAGGUACAUUGAUCAUGACUCGCAGAUGAAACUAUUGAUUUUGAGGUCACUAGGUCAAAGGUCAAGGUCACGGUGACCAGAAAUAGUAAAAUGGUUUUUGAAUGAUAACUCAAGAACGCAUACACCUAGGAUCAUGAAACUUCAUGGGUAGAUUGAUCAUGACUUGCAGAUGACCCCUAUUGAUUUUGAGGUCACUAGGUCAAAGGUCAAGGUCUAUGUGACCCGAAAUAAUAAAAUGGUUUUCGGAUGAUAACUCAAGAACGCAUACGCCUAGGAUCAUGAAACUUCAUAGAUAGAUUGAUCAUGACUCGCAGAUGACCCCUAUUGAUUUUUAGGUCACUAGGUCAAAGGUCAGGGUCACGGUGACCCGAAAUAGUAAAAUGGUUUUCGGAUGAUAACUCAAGAACGCAUACGCCUAGGAUCAUGAAACUUCAUAGGUAGAUUGAUCAUGACUUGCAGAUUACCCCUAUUGAUUUUGAGGUCACAAGGUCAAGGUCACGGUGACCCGAAAUAGUAAAAUGAUUUUCGGAUGAUAACUCAAGAACGCUUUUGCCUAGGAUCAUGACACUUCAUAGGUACAUUGAUCGUGACCCGCAGAUGACCCCUAUUGAUUUUCAGGUCACUAGGUCAAAGGUCAAGGUCACACGGACAAAAAUCGUAUUCACACAAUGGCUGCCACUACAACGGACAGCCCAUAUGGGGGGCAUGCAUGUUUUACAAACUGCCCUUGUAAUAUAUUUAAAUUUUACCAAAUGUAAGGCUAACUGCAUUUUUGUAAUGCAUACAACUACUACUACUACUACUGCUGCUGCUGCUGCUGCUGCUGCUGCUGCUACUGCAGCUGCUGCUGCUGCUGCUACUACUAGUACUACUACUACUUCUACUACUACUACUUCUACUACUACUACUACUACUACUACUAUUACUACUACUACUACUGCUACUACUACUACUACUACUACUACUACUACUACUACUACUACUACUACUACUACUACUACUACUACUACUACUACUACUACUACUACUACUACUACUACUACUACUACUAUACUACUACUACUACUACUACUACUACUACUACUACUACUACUCUACUACUGCUACUGCUACUACUACUACUAUUACUACUUCUACUGCUACUACUACUACUAUUACUUCUCCUGCUACUACUACUACUACUACUACUACUACUACUACUGCUACUACUACUACUACUACUACUACUACUUCUACUACUACUACUACUACUACACUACUACUACUACUACUACUACUACUACUACCACUACUACUACUACCACCACCACCACCUCCACCACCAACACCACCAACACCACCACCACCGUUCACAGUGACAAAAAACGUAUUCACACAAUGGCUGCUACUACAACUUAAAGCCCAUAUAGGGGGGCAUGCAUGUUUUAUUUCAAUUAAACUUUAUAUUGUUUUACCAAUAUUUUGGUAUAAGGCCACUGGAAAACUUUGCGAAUUCGAAGUUUUGCAAACUUACGAACUUUUUUCCUUUAACAUAGUCAUAUUGUAGAUAAGGCAUGCCAUAUAAUGCUUCUUUAUGAUCAUUUAUUGAUUGUUUUUAUAUAAUAAUUCCAUUUCUUUAAUUUAACAAUAUAUGUUUAAAAUAGCCUUUCCUAUUGGAUUUUUCAUUUCCAUUGGGAUUUUUUUUAAACUUUUAUUGUUUCCUCGCGUAUUCAUUAAUUGAAAACGUCAUGAAAAAAUGUGUCUUAUGUCAUUUAGGGACAAGGUAGCUUCAAUUAAGCUUGCUCUUUUGCAAGGUAUAUUUUCAAACACGCUUAAUCGCAUUCAAAUCGCGUACAUUGUACAUCAUUUGAUAAAAAAUAGUGUUUCUGGAAGUUACAUAAAUACAAAACAGUAAAAUAAGACAAACCUGUUGGAUUUUUUCACAAAUGAUUUUUUUUUCUAUCAAAGUAAAUUGGAAGAAAAAUCAGUAUACAUACUUUUGCAAUGCUUUAAAUUUAUAACUAAGCAUAAAUACAUGUACAUGUAUAUAAAAUAUAUACAAAAAUGGUAUAAGUAGAAGUAUGCUUUUCUCAUUAUGAAAGUGGAAAAUCCCAUGGGAAUACCAACUUUGAAAACAAAUUUCAAGUAAAAAACCCUCAUUUUUAAGCACACAUAAUCAACCAUUUGAAAAAAAAGAGUUUUAUAACAUACUUUAUCCCAAAGAGGCCAAUCUGAAAGAAAAAGGGAACUUAAGUUUGCAAAUUUUCUCUUUUUUUUUUAAAGUUGUAAGGGUGGCCGUUGUAUGUUGGUGUAUGACUAAAAUUGUGUUGUUUUUCUAGAUUUUUUGUUCAUUUAAAAUGUUUAAUUUUGUUAUGUUCGACUUAGAAAAACUUAGAAAUAGAAAAUAAUCUUUAAGAAGUCGUCAAAUUAUACUUUAUGUAUGACCUGUUGUAUAUCUUAUAAUCAAACACAAAGUUUGAUUUGAAAAAGUUGUUUUGAUGUUUUUUGUUGUCAUUGUUUAUUUUGUGUGUGCAAAAGUUACAUAUAAACAUGCCAUCAAACUAAAUUACGGUUUAAAUGAAUGUUCUCUUGAUAUUUUUUUUUUGUCGGAUAUUAUCAAACGUCAAACGUUUGUUGUAAAAGUGACCAAUAAAAAUGCUGUCAAACUAAAUGAUUGACAACAAUUCAAUGUCUAAUACUUUUGUGCAUAUAUCAUCCAAAGUCAUAUACACAAUAUUAAGAUGAAAUGAUCCACGUCAUGCGCAAAUGUGUUUUAUGUUAUAUAUGGCCGGCAAUGCUCCAUCUUAGCUAGCAUAUUCGUAUGUUUUUUUUCCAAACAUGAUUAAAAGCAUCAAAAUUGCGUAGAUUGUUCUUAAUUUAAAAAUAAUGUAGUGUAUUUGGAAAUUUUAUAUAUUCAUUUCUUAAAAUAAGCAAAACAUCUCAUGGGAUUUUUUUUCUAUAAAUAAAUUGAACGAAAAUCUGCACAAAUACUGUUACAGUUAAUAAAGUCGAUAACUAAAUAAACAAAAUAUCCAAUUGGAUUUGUUUCUUCAUGCAGAAAACGAGAAAACAUGGGGGAAAAAUCCCAUGGAACAACAAACAAUCUAAUGGGAAAAUGCAAAAAAUCAAUGGGAAGACCUACUAAACUUUACAAAUGAAUUUGAUAGUGAAAAAACAACAACUUAUUUUUAAGCUUAAAUUAUCGAUGAUUAAUAAAAGACUCUUACAGCAUACUUUAUCUCAAAGAGGCAAAUCGUAAAGGAAAAGGGUAUUUAAGUUUGCAAAAUUUCAGUUUCGCAAAGUUUGUAGGUUGGCAUUUCAUUGCCAAAUCGGUUUUGUUUUUUAGAAGUUUUUUUUACUUCAGUUUAAAUGUUUUAUAUGUUAUGUUUGACUUAGAAGACUUAAAAAAAAAUGUUCUUUUAGAAGUCGUCAAAUGAAACCUUAUUAUGAUCUGUUCUUUAUGAUAUUAUCAAACAAAAAGUUUGGUUUGAAUAAGUUAUUUUGAUGUGUUUUGUGUGGUCAAUAUUAUGUUUUUGUUGUUGUUGUAAAAGUGACCUUUUAAAUGCCAUCAAACCAAGUGUUGGGUGUUAAUGAUUUUUUUUAUUGGAUGAUAUCAAACAGAAUGUUUGUCUUACAAAGUGACCUAUAAAAACUCCAGCAAAGAAAAUUAUGGGUUUUUAAAAAAUUCUAUUGAUUUUUUUCCUGUUAUAUUAUAUCUAUAUUUCAAUCAAACACAAUUUUUGGUGUAAGAAAUAUAUCCUUAAUACUUGAAAUAUGAUUUGUUCCAGAUGACCUAUACAAAUUGUGCUUAAAAUCGGAGAAAUAUUGUGAUUUUGUGUAUGAUGAUGUAAUCAUUAUGCGAUUUAUUACAUUUAUUUUAAAUUAACACUUUUCUUUUCUAAGUUUGGCUUGGUUCUUGUGUGUAUAAAAUUAUUAAGAUUUGUAAUUGACGUAUAAUCCAUCUAUUGUCUUGCACUAUGUUCCCUGUUACUUUUUACACUGAAAGCACAAGAAUAGUGAGAUUAAAAAUUAAUGCAUUUUUGUGCAGCUCUCAUUUAUUAAAUAUAGCAACAGUGGAAUUCUAGUUACUAUCAGGGGAGUAAUUUUGUUAAUAUUCACUGGCCUUUUAAUAAAGUCAAGUAACCAAUUACUGAUAGUUAAAAUUAUUUAAGGGAAAAGGUGUUUCCACCAACAUCCAUUUUAAAACUGCAGUUUUCAGUACAUUUAAAUAUUACAAUUCUUUCAUAUAUAAUUUUUUAGCUCACCUGAGCUCAUGGUGAGCUUUUGUGAUCGCCUUUUGUCCGUCGUACGUUGUUCGUCGUGCGACGUGAACAUUUGCUUUGUGAACACUCCAGAGGCCACAUUUAUUUCCGAUCUUCAUGAAACUUGGUUAGAAUAUUUGUCCCAUUGAUACCUCGACUGAGCUCGAAACUGGGUCAUGCUGGGUCAAAAACUAGGUCACUAGGUAAAAAAAAGAAAACCUUGUGAACAUUGUAGAAGUCACAUUUGAUGCCCAAUCUUCAUGUAACUUUGUCAAAAUGUUUGUCUAAAUGAUAUGUUGGUUGAGUUCAAAAAUGGUUCAGGUCCCUUGAAAAACAUUGCCGCCAGGGGACGGGGCAGUAUUCCUUAUAUAGCUAUGGCUAGAGUGAACACUCUAGAAGUCACAAUUUUUGUCCAAUCAUCAUGAAACUUGGUCAAACCAUUUGUUUCAUUGAUAUCUCGGACAAGUUCGAAAAUGGUCCAGAUCGGUUAAAAAACAUGGCCGCCAUGGGGCGCGGCAGUUUUCUCUAUAUGUAUAUAGUGAAAACAUGUGAACACUCUAGAAGUCACAUUUUUGGUCCAAGCUGCAUGAAAUUUGGUCAGAACAUGUCAUUGUGUUUUUUGGAUAUGACGGUUGAGUUCGAAAAUGGUCCAGAUCGGUGGACAAACAUGGCCGCCAGGGGGUGGGGCAGUUUUCUCUAUAUGUAUAUAGUAAAAACAUGUAAACAGUCUAGUUGUGAUAAGCCAUAAUUUUAAAGAAAGAUAACCUGUACAUACUUUCUUAUAGUUAACUAAUUGUUAACUCCCUUGUAUAAACCUGGGACUUCUUUCAUAAAAUGUGGUGUACAUAAAGACAGUAGUUUGCAUGCAAUUUAAUAAACCUAUGUCAUAAAAUAACUGCUCAUGUACUAAUGCACUGUAGAGCUUUAUCUUUGAGCUUUACUGAUAAGCCAAGUUAACCUACUGGUGUAUUUAGCAGACUACUGUGCUAUGAAACUGUUUCCAUGGCAACCUUGUUAUUUGGCAUUUUCUUAAUUAGAAAGACUCUUUUGAUUGAAAUAACUUUUAUAAAUUCUUCUUAUUUUUACAUUUGAGUCACUGGAGUUUUCCACUCUCUAUAAAUUGUGUUCUUUAGAUUAAGUUAGACUUAUUUUAUAAACUAAUUUUUUGAAGCAACUUCUAGACUAACAGUAACUAAUAUGUAUAUCAGUUUUUUCGACAGAUUGUGAACUUCUGUUUACAUUAAUUAAGGUAUUUGCUGUAUUUGUUCAUUUUUAACGAUGCAUAGAUUCUUUAGACUAAAGUUAGUUAUUUUCAUUAAAGAUGCUUUGGUUUUCACUUAUAAAUUAAUUCUUUGAGUGUAUUCAGGCGUAUCUGACUGGACGCCUUUAGUUAAUUGAAUUACAACAAGUAAGCGUGUUAGAAAUAAGCGUUCUUUAAUUAGACUCGAUAAAUAUUUCCGUAUUACAUAAGUGCUCACAAAGUUACAUCACUCGUAACCGUCCCGUGACCGGUUCAUUUGCGUAAGCGAACGAGACCGCACUACCACAGAUGUUUAUAGUAAACAUUGUGAAUACUUUUAGUCACAUUUUUAGUUCAAUCUGAAUGUCACUUGCUGAUCUUCACACAUGGGGACAAGCUUUAUGAGCAUAAUAUUUUUGCUCAUGGUAAACUUUUAUGAUCACAUUUUGUCAAUUGUCUGUAUUCCGUUGUGCGUCAUGAAUAUUUGCCUUGUUAACACUGUAGAGGCCACAUUUAUUGUUGGAUCUUCAUGAAACUUUGUCAGAAGAUUUGUCCCAAUAAUAUCUUGGACUAGUUCAAAAAUGGUU